GGUUGUCGUUAUCGAGGCUUGGGGAGCGGCCAGGGCCGAGCGGCGUUGCCGUGGCUCGGUUGGUGGGGCGAGCGGUGCGCGUGGGAGGAGGAGCGGUGGCCCAGUGGAGUCCGGGAAGUCGAGCAGCGCAGACGCGUUUCGUUCCGCGUCGCUCCUCGUCGCCGAUCCUCGUCCCUAAUAAGCUUUUUAACUCUCGCCGCGGCGAUCGUGUACCGCUCUCGUUCUCGUUUCUCGAUCUCGUUUCUCCACCGAGUCGGAUGGAAUAACACGGCGCGUAAUAAUACGGUGGCACGGCACGAUACGAUACGAUACGACACGAUAUGAUGGCCGGUCGUUGAUCGCCACGUUCGUCACCUACCUUCUCCACGCUAUUUCAUUCACCUGCUUACCAGUAGUUGCUGGUUGCUAGUCGCGAGUGAGAGAAUUGUGAUUCGAAGAACAGACGGCGAACGACAAACGAAGUGAUCUGGCACGUUGGUGGAGAAGAACGGAGGAUAAGGAGAGGAAGAAGACGAGAGAAAGAAAGAGGGAGUGGGAAAGAGGGAGAGAGGGACGGUGGGAGGAGGGAGGCGGGAGGGAGGGUGGGUGGGAGGGAAGGAGGGAGGGAAGAAAGAAAGGAAGGAAGAAAGGAAGGAAGGAAGGAGAGAGAGCUAAGGUAAAGCGAGGAGGCGAAGAAAAAGAAAAAAAAGGAGCGGAAGGAAGAGAACCGUGUGGAAAGAGAGGAAAAAAAGGAGGGAAAGAGCGAGGGAAAAAUCGAGGGAAUCAAAGUGUGUCGUCGGUGGUGAGAAGGGAUGCCUACGAAAGGGGAAAGGGGAAAAGCGACGGACUUCAGCAUCGCGGCCAUCAUGGCGCCCAGGGGUCCGUCCUUCGGGCAUUACCACCUGCAGGGCAUUGGCAACGCCGCCGCUACCGCUAAUACCAGCUUCGAAUGUCCAACCGGCAAAGCGUUCGUCGCCAAUUCGAAUCUCGAUCACCGAGGGACAUCGACGAGGAGCUCGCCGGUGAACAUCGUCGCGACGGCGACCGUGGUGACGGACGAGGCGUUACUCGGCGACGACGAGGUGGACAACUGCGAGGGGGAGAGCGAGGGGACGGAGAAAUCGACCCAGGAGGAGGACGAGGAGGUGGACGUGGACGUGGAGGAGUGCAGCAGCGUGGACGAGGGGCCGAUCCACGACGCGGUUUCGGCCGCGGCCAGCGCGGCGGCGGCGGCCAAGUGCCAACAGGACGGCGGCGCUCACGGCAACUCGGACGAGAGGAGGGCGCAUCGGCUGAGGACCAGUUGCAACUCGGACGAGCUUCGGGACGUGGAGUGCCACCUCGAGACCAAGGAGUUGUGGGACAAGUUCAACGAUCUCGGCACCGAGAUGAUCAUCACCAAGACCGGCAGGCGAAUGUUCCCCACUUGCCGGGUGUCGUUCAACGGAUUGAAAUCGGAGGGGAGGUACGCGGUGUUGAUGGACAUAGUCCCGGUGGACAACAAACGAUACCGUUACGCGUAUCACCGAAGCUGUUGGCUGGUCGCCGGGAAAGCGGAUCCACCGGCACCCCCCCGCCUCUACGUCCACCCCGACUCCCCGUUCACGGGGGACCAGCUACGAAAGCAGGUGGUCUCGUUCGAGAAGGUGAAAUUGACCAACAACGACAUGGACAAGCACGGCCAGAUCGUUCUCAACUCGAUGCACAGAUAUCAACCGAGGAUACAUUUAGUACGGUGUCGACAAACGGACGACAACAAUCUUCGCAUAACCGAGCUUCAGAAGGAGGAGCACAAGACGUUCGUGUUCCCCGAGGCGAUUUUCACCGCUGUGACUGCCUACCAGAAUCAAUUGAUAACCAAGUUGAAGAUCGACAGUAACCCGUUCGCCAAAGGUUUUCGAGACUCGUCCAGGCUGACGGAUUUCGAUCGGGAUCCGAUGGAAUUGAUGGAGCAGCAAUUGGUGAGGUGCGGGGUGGCGCCGGUCAGGUUGUACGAGCACCUCGCGAUGUCGUCCCCGGCGGCGGCCGCAGCGGCGGCGGCGGCCGCGGCGGCCGCCGCCGCCGCCCUCGGCGCCCAACAGCAGCAGCAGCAGCAGCAACAAUCCCAACAGCAGCAGCAGCAGCAGCAGCAGCAGCAGCAAGCGCAGCACGAGACGGGUGGGCACGCGUUGGCUCCGUGGAUGACACCCUCGACGGCUCUCCUCUACGGGACGAGGCCCGCGACGGGGUCCUCCCCGUCCCCGUACCCCGCCUCGCCGGCCGCGGCACCCUUCCCCUACCCCGCGGCCCUCCCGUGGCCCUGGCAGCCGCCCGUCGCCAUCAUCUCCCGGCGAUCCUCGCCCCCCACCGCCUCCCUCAGGUACGCGCCGUAUCCUCCGCCGGCGAGCACCCCCCCACCCCUCAGGCCCCGUCCCUCCACCCCUAAUUAGCGAUCGAGGGAGAUUGAACCAAAGAGAAACCACCCGACCAUCCCUCGCGCCGACGAAUUAGCCUCUCCUUUCCUCUCCUCCUCUUCCUUCGCGAGCGAAUGUAAUCGUCGUACGGAUCUCCCUCGUGUGUCAUCUUGGCCGGGGAGGGAGGGAGAAAGGCAUCGGUCUCCUCUCGAGAGGAAGAGAAAAUUGUAAAUAAAAGAAAUCGUGUGAGCGAAUGUAAUAAAAGUGGAAGGAAGGAAGGAAGGAAGGAAGGAAGAGAAGAGAUCGAUCGUAGCUGUAAUAUACACGAUACCACGAUAGUAUUAUAUACGCGUGCGUAUAUUCCUUCUACUCUGAAGAGACGCGCACAGUGGUCUUUGUACAUAAAAUCUUUUAUGGUAGCGAGUAGCUUUAACGGCCGUAUCGUUCAUCACCAUGUAGCACGGAUAUAAAUAAACGGAAUUUUCAUUAACA
Messenger RNA from Apis cerana (Asiatic honeybee), 2864 nucleotides. Its product is annotated as T-box transcription factor TBX20. Lineage: Eukaryota; Metazoa; Arthropoda; Insecta; Hymenoptera; Apidae. The record is from RefSeq and is a predicted model, not a curated record. Gene Ontology annotation, molecular function: DNA-binding transcription factor activity, RNA polymerase II-specific; RNA polymerase II cis-regulatory region sequence-specific DNA binding. Gene Ontology annotation, cellular component: chromatin; nucleus. Gene Ontology annotation, biological process: cell fate specification; regulation of transcription by RNA polymerase II; positive regulation of DNA-templated transcription.